AUGCUGCGGCAGCUGUCAGUGCAGUCCGGGCAGGCCCCCGGGGAGCCGGGUCCGGAGCUGGGCGAGGAGCUGUGGGAACAGGAGAUGGACCGGCUGUGCUCGUCCCGGGAGCCGCUGCGGGCCCUGCCCUACGCCAUGGUGGACAAGCGCUUCAUCAGGCAGCUGCGGGAGCCCAAGGGGGUGAAGACCUCGUGCUGGCAGCGGUGGCAGCGCAGGCAGCAGAUGGCAGGCCGACGUCUGGGGGAGGCGGCGCAGCAGCUGGCCCGGGGCUUUGGGCUCUGGGAGGGGGCUCUCUACGAAAUAGGGGGCCUCUUCGGCACAGGAAUCCAGUCCUACUUCACCUUCCUUCGCUUCCUGCUGCUACUUAACCUGCUGACCCUACUGCUGACCACCAGCUUGGUGCUGCUGCCCCUGGCCUGGCUCAGCCCUCCCGGCCCAGGCCCCGCCCUUAACUUGACCCUCCAGUGCCCUGGUGGCCACCAGCCCCAGACUGGCAUUCCAAAGUUCCAUAAUCAGCUUUGGAAUGUUUUAACUGGCAAGGCCUUCAACAACACCUACCUCUUCUAUGGCGCAUACCGGGCAGGGCCGGAGAGCAGCUCAGCAUACAGCAUCCGCCUGGCCUACCUCCUUAGCCCACUGGCCUGCCUGCUCCUCUGCUUCUGUGGGACUCUGCGGCGGAUGAUGAAGGGGCUGCCACGGAAGCCAUUCCUGGGCCAAGACUACAGGGUGCCCCUCAGCUCCAAGGUCUUCUCCUCCUGGGACUUCUGCAUCCGCGUGCAGGAAGCGGCCAUUAUCAAGAAGCAUGAGAUCAGCAACGAGUUCAAGCAGGUCAAGGAGAAGUGGCACCUGGUGGAGGACCUGUCGCGGCUGCUGCCGGAGCCAGGCCCAAGCAAAUCUCCGGGGCUCGACCCCCCUCACUCCCGAGCUUCGCGCCCGCGGUCCUUCUGCCCCGGAUUCCCGUGCCCAGGCUCCCCGGGCCCCAGGUCCCCCCGCCCGGGACCCUCCCUCGUUGAUUCCCCCGGGAUGCUCUCCCCGGGUCCCGGACCGCACGGAGCCCCGGUCCCCGCCUGCAGAUUCCGCUUCCCCAGCGGCACGGAGCUGUAGCACCGGCCCCUGUCUCCGCCGGUAGCCUCCUCAGGGCCCGACCCGCAGCCCCCCUGGUGACAGCCGCCCCUCUCGGUUGCUCCCGGGCCUCUGGCGGCGGUGCCCCAAAAUGGGCACACACUCUCAGGAGCCCCGGAAAGAACAUAGGGGAAUUUCUAUCUAUAUUUUUAUCUUAUCCUUUUAAAUUUUCUAUUUUUC
Messenger RNA from Galeopterus variegatus (Sunda flying lemur), 1302 nucleotides. It is a transcript of the gene TMC8, whose product is annotated as transmembrane channel-like 8. NCBI's taxonomy places the organism in Eukaryota, Metazoa, Chordata, Mammalia, Dermoptera, Cynocephalidae. Bases 1 to 1104 code for a protein of 367 amino acids. The transcript is spliced from 7 exons. Gene Ontology annotation, cellular component: plasma membrane. The record is from RefSeq and is a predicted model, not a curated record. Gene Ontology annotation, molecular function: mechanosensitive monoatomic ion channel activity.